AUGCCCGGUACGCAGACACCACCCUCCCCACGGCGAGCGUUUACGCCUGCAGAGCUCUUCCAAGGUCUGCAAGAGCUCGAUAAACGUCUCUACCGACAAUUCGGCAACGUACCCAAGGUCAAGAUCGUCGUCGCCGGUGGGUUCGUCGUAUGCUCUCGAUGGUGUACACGACCAACAACGCGAGGUUGCGACUACAUCCGACCGAAAGCGCCUGCACCGCCCGACUUUAAGUGGACGAUGUGGCAGAUGAGUCUAUGUAUCGCCCAUCAGUGGAACUGGACUACGGAUUGGUUCAGCGACAAGUUUUCGAUGUUCUUGCCUGAGGACGAGAACGAGGAGCCGAGCCAGAAGUUCUUGGACGAAUGCAUCCAGCAAGGAGCGAUCGUAUUCGAUGGUCAAGUCCUGCAGGCAUUCGCCGUCAAGUGGGAAUGGGCACUGGCGAGCACGAUCGACCGCGUAUACGACGAGGAAGUCCGCGCACCAUCACAUUGUCUCCAGGACGGGGUAUUCUUCCUGCGAGAGCUCAUCCUCAGGAGAUCCGGCAAACCGAUCAAGUGGAUCGAGUUCCGUAAACUGUGCUCUGCGUACUACGACAUCCAUCCUCUGCACCUUGCCGAGGCAGCGCGCUACCUGGCUAUUGCGUACGAGAAACAAUUUGGGACUGUGGCUAUCCUCAUCUCUUGAUGGGUUGUACGCUGGAGAAGUUCCUGAGCGAUAUGUAGCGUUACCGACGUCUAUGCCUAAUGUGUAGUAUAACACCGAAGCAACCUAAUUCG
Messenger RNA from Dacryopinax primogenitus, 776 nucleotides. RefSeq lists its product as uncharacterized. The transcript has 2 exons. The record is from RefSeq and is a predicted model, not a curated record. The coding region runs from base 1 to 684 and encodes 227 amino acids. Lineage: Eukaryota; Fungi; Basidiomycota; Dacrymycetes; Dacrymycetales; Dacrymycetaceae.